ACUGUAAGCAUGUCGUGGUCCUGGCUCAGCAAAUGCAGUUCAGGUGUUGACCGUAUUCCAGAGAGAUGCGGUAUUUGGUUAUCAUUCGUUGGAGGUCAAGUAUAGAUAGGGUAUUUCGUUUUUUUUUUUAGGCGUACUUUAAAUGAAUCAAGGAUCAAUGUGGGCAUGGAUAUCGUCUCCUCUCCCGACAAUAUAUCGUUUCCGCAUUCCCGCAGCCAUCGGUAUUGUGUCCCUGAUUCAUCGCAGCACAAAACCGGUUUAUCCUGAUUGUCAGCCUAACUAUCGCUGAUGCUGCACUAUGUUUGUUGUGAAGGGAGAAAAGGGAGAUCGAAGACGUCUCGAAACUGUAGGCUAAUAGGCCUCUGGCGUUCCUAAAUAGGCACAUUUAUUUUCGCGUCGUAUUUGUCGCGGUUCCCUUCAAAAACCUGGGAUACCUCGGCGUUGCUAUUGGUUUGGGAUGGAAGGUUGUUGUCGUUGUUGCAUGCCAUGUUGUAGUCGGCUGUGGAACUGGAUAUGGCCCGAAUUCCAUUACCCAAAUAUCACCCGACCAGCCGAAAUCCCCACUAUUUCAGGUGAUAUCCGUGCUCCGUCCCCCAAGAAGAAACCGACUCAGCUCUAUGCGGCUCUGUUCGAUUUCGAAGCCCGGAGCGAGGAGGAGCUGACUAUCAAGGAAGGGGACAAGCUGUCGGUAAUAGAAAAGAGGGGGGAUUAUGUGCUUGCCAAGAAACUUACCGGUUCGAUGGAGUCCGGACUGGUCCCGGCUACUUAUGUGGCCAUUUUACAGGACGAGUUUGCUAAUCACAAGUGGUACUAUGGGAACAUUAACCGGGUGAAGGCUGAGAAACUGCUCCUGGCCUCUCAGAAUAAGGAUGGCUCGUUCCUGGUGCGGAUCAGCGAGAGCCACAGCGAUGAAUACACCAUCUCAGGCAGAAACAGUGGGAAAGUCUUCCAUUUCCGAAUCCAGCGUUCAUUGAUUGGGGCAUACUUUGUGUCGGACAAGAUUUCCUUUGCCACUCUGGAGGAGUUGAUCCGAUACUACCAGAACAACUCCAGGAGUCUAGGAGUGCCUCUGGAUGAGCCAUGUGCACAGCAGAGAGAGCUGUUUGACAUGGAGCCUUGGGAGUGUCCUCGGGAGGAGUUUAAACUGCACGUGAAGCUGGGGGAGGGCCACUUUGGAGAGGUGUGGGAGGCCCUGUGGACCAGCCAGAAAAAAAGGGUGGCCAUCAAGAUGCUUAAACAAGAGGACACUAAGCUGGAUGAGUUCGUGAAGGAGAUCCAGGCCCUGAAGAACCUCCACCACCCCAAGCUCAUCCAGCUGUUGGCCCUGUGUUCCAGAGGAGAGCCUGUCUACAUAGUCACUGAGCUCAUGACCAAGGGCAGCCUCAAGUCCUAUCUGGGCACGCCGGAGGGUCAGGUGCUAACCUCUGCCCACCUCAUCUACAUGGGCAGCCAGGUUGGUGAGGGCAUGGCCUACCUGGAGGACCGACACAUUGUGCACCGGGACCUGGCGGCCAGGAACAUCCUGGUGGGAGAUGACCUGGUCUGUAAGGUGGCUGACUUUGGCCUGGCACGGAUCAUUAAGGACAGUGUGUACACGGCCAGUAGAACCACUAAGAUCCCAGUGAGAUGGACAGCCCCUGAGGCUGCUCUCUAUCAGCGCUUCUCCGUCAAGUCUGACGUCUGGUCCUUCGGUGUGCUGCUCUACGAGAUGAUGUCACGAGGAAAGAUGCCAUACGACGGGAAGAGCAAUACGGAGGUGCUGGAGCUCCUGUCGACAGGCUACAGGUUGCCCUCUCCCAGUAGGUGUCCCCCCAACAUCUAUCGCAUCAUGUUGGAUUGCUGGAAUGCCGAGGCCUCCAAGCGGCCCUCCUUCCACGCCCUGCACAGCCAGCUAGACACCAUCUACACCCGCAUCUACUUCAAGACCAUUGAGGUCUAGAGCUGAAGGAGGAGGCCAAGAGACAUGGCUCAUAGAGACUUCGCUCACACAGUACACAGUGAUGGAGGACAUGGCCAUUGAGACUGGAGAGUGAUGAGCCAUAGAGGACAUCUUCUGGAAUUUACUGCUCUACCAAUGGAAGACAACUUUUUGAACUGUCAACGCAUGAUAUUUAGAGAUGUACUAAUACAGUUUUGGAAAUAUGAGCCAUAAAUGUCAUUUAUUCUUCCUUGAUUUGAGUUUCUUCCAUAUUUGAGAAGGUGUCCUCUCGAUUAUGCCAUUGGGUAUUUAACAGAAAUGAUGAUAAUAAAA
Molecule: messenger RNA, 2251 nt
Organism: Salvelinus namaycush (lake trout)
Lineage: Eukaryota; Metazoa; Chordata; Actinopteri; Salmoniformes; Salmonidae
Product: tyrosine-protein kinase SRK3-like
Exons: 9
Coding region: 458-1939 (493 amino acids)
Biological process (GO): innate immune response; cell surface receptor protein tyrosine kinase signaling pathway; protein phosphorylation
Cellular component (GO): extrinsic component of cytoplasmic side of plasma membrane
Molecular function (GO): non-membrane spanning protein tyrosine kinase activity; ATP binding; signaling receptor binding
Source: RefSeq, a predicted model, not a curated record